UUGGAAGUCAGACGCUCCUGAUGGACGGCGGUAAUUGUUCCGGGACCGCGGCGGAUGACAGCCCCGCUUCCAGUCCGAGCUCCAGCCCCAGUCCGGACGGUCGGCGCCGGGAGCUCCACCGGGCCGGCGGCAGCUGCAGCAGCGGCCUCAGCGGCAGAGGCCGUCCGGCGGCGGCGAACGCGGCGCGCGAGAGAAGCCGGGUGCAGACUCUGAGGACCGCCUUCCUGGAGCUCCAAAAGACUUUACCGUCGGUGCCGCCGGACACCAAGCUGUCCAAACUGGACGUGUUGAUUCUGGCCACCACGUACAUCGCUCAUCUAACCCGAACCCUCCAGGAGGAAGGCGCGGAGGAGGGAGAGAGCAAACAAACGGAGGCGUUGCACUCCCUGAAAGGUGACGGCUACCUGCACCCAGUAAAGAAAUGGCCCAUGCGAUCCAGACUGUACGUGGGAGCGACUGGGCAGUUCCUGAGCAAUCCUUCAGAAUCAGAGAACCAAGGCCCAUCAUCCUCUACCUCCCAGUAAUCUUUUAUAGAUACGGGAGAAUUAUCUAUAUUAUCUGACUGUAUAUUUCCACUGAAGCCCAACAAUUUGAAAACGAUGUAAAUUAAUUUAUUAUUGUUAUUGUAUAAAAAAAUGCAUGUUUUAGGUUUCUGUGUUGUUGUUUUGGCUCGUUCUGUGUGCAUCCUGCAGCUCCACACAUGUCCCAGGUAUAAUAAUAUUUGCAGAAAAUCCGUGGAGCCCCGUCAUGCAUGAGCUGUGCACUUUGACUGGAGACAUUUGCACUAAAUGCAUGUGUGAAUAAGUUAACAUCUGUCAUGUGAAGUGGUCUGUCAGACAGGCCACAAUGGAAGCUCCUCAUCUCAUGUUCCCUCCGGGUUUUUUUUUACAUGCAUGAUUUGUAAAUGUUUUUUUUUCUUUUUUUAAAAUAAAUUACUGAACAAUACAAAAUGUCUACAAAUGUUUUAAC
Messenger RNA from Austrofundulus limnaeus, 969 nucleotides. RefSeq names its product transcription factor 24 (gene tcf24). Gene Ontology annotation, molecular function: RNA polymerase II transcription regulatory region sequence-specific DNA binding; protein dimerization activity; DNA-binding transcription factor activity, RNA polymerase II-specific. Gene Ontology annotation, biological process: developmental process; regulation of transcription by RNA polymerase II. The record is from RefSeq and is a predicted model, not a curated record. NCBI's taxonomy places the organism in Eukaryota, Metazoa, Chordata, Actinopteri, Cyprinodontiformes, Rivulidae.